AUGGUGUCCAUAUCUUUAUUUGUAACAUUAUUUUAUGUUUUGGAUAUGUAUUUCUUUAUUAUACCAUAUUCUAAUGGAGGUAUUAAAUAUUUUGAUAAUUUCAACAAAACCUGGCCAUUUAUUCAAUAUAAAAUGGAUAAGUUAAAUGUAUUGUCACUUUUACCUAUGGCUUUAGUUGAGAUAUCUGCUUAUUUAAUAUUAUUCUUUUGUGGAUUUAAAAUGGUUAGAUAUGUCAAUUUAAAUACUAAUUUGAAUGAAAAUUUAAAGAGAUUGAAUAAACUUUUAACAAAAGUUUUGAUUAUUUUGGUAAGAUUUUUUGGCAUACAAAUUAGGGUUGUUUACUAUUAA
This is a messenger RNA of Meloidogyne enterolobii, 348 nucleotides long. NCBI's taxonomy places the organism in Eukaryota, Metazoa, Nematoda, Chromadorea, Rhabditida, Meloidogynidae. The record is from the annotation of a GenBank genome assembly.